Molecule: messenger RNA, 2157 nt
Organism: Lodderomyces orthopsilosis Co 90-125
Lineage: Eukaryota; Fungi; Ascomycota; Pichiomycetes; Serinales; Debaryomycetaceae
Gene: PLB5
Product: Plb5p
Exons: 1
Coding region: 1-2157 (718 amino acids)
Biological process (GO): glycerophospholipid catabolic process
Cellular component (GO): plasma membrane; cytosol; extracellular region
Molecular function (GO): A2-type glycerophospholipase activity
Source: RefSeq, a predicted model, not a curated record
AUGAGGGCUUUCCAUGUACUUUGCGCAUCAGCAGCAUUACUCGUCCAGGUACAAGCAAUUUGGCCUUUUGAUUCAGAUAGUUCAAGCACCAACAGCGACUCAACUGAGACAAGUGCACCUUCUGAUGGUGGUGAAUCAUGGAUCCAAUCAGUAGUGGGUAAUUUUGGUGGAAGUGAAAGUGCAUCCAGUAACACAGACGCAGCUGCUUCAACUGACGAUUCUAAUCCUUAUGCACCUUAUAAUAGCACGUGUCCAUCAGAAUCUCUAACACGAGAUGCAAACGAUAUUUCAGACUUGGAAAAGGAGUAUAUUCAAAAAAGACAAGAAAUAACCAAUAAGAACUUGAUUAACUUUUUACAAAACAAAUCAAAUUUAACUGACUUUGAUGCGGAGUCAUUUAUAAAUGAUAAUGCUAAGGAUCAUAAUAUCACUAUUGGAUUAUCUUUUAGUGGUGGUGGAUACAGAGCUAUGUUGUGUGGGGCAGGUCAGCUUCUAGCAACCGAUGAUAGGUAUGAAGGUGCCAACGAUCAUGGUGUUGGUGGUUUACUUCAAUCGGCAACUUACAUCACUGGUCUUUCCGGUGGUAAUUGGCUUGUUGGUAGUUUGGUAAUGAACAAUUGGCUUUCAGUUGCAGAAAUUGUCAAUGGAAGCUCGACAAUCUGGCAACUUGAAGAUUCAAUAUUAAAUCCUAGCGGUAUUCGUAUUGACAAGACAAUUGCAUACUAUUAUGGUCUACGAGAAGCUGUUACAGCAAAAGAUGAUGCUGGCUUUGAUACCACAAUCACUGACAUUUGGGGUAGGGCUUUGUCUUAUCAAUUCUUUCCUGAUGAGAGUGGUGGAGAAAAUAUUACGUGGUCAAGUGUUCGAAACAUGUCACAUUUCAAAGACCACACCAUGCCUUACUUUCUUGUCGUUAGUAAUGCUAGGCGUCCCGGUGACUUGAUUAUUAAUGAAAAUAGUACUGUCAUUGAGAUUUCAGCUCAUGAAUUGGGACUGUGGGAUCCAUCGCUUAAUGCGUUUACAGAUGUCGAGUAUUUGGGGUCGUCAGUGGAUUCGGGAAACCCGAAUGACACCAAUGUGUGUGUGCGUAAUUUCGAUAAUGCGGGAUUCAUUAUGGGCACAUCUUCAUCAUUGUUCAAUCAAGUUUUACUUCAGUUGGGUGAUUACGAUAUCAAUAGUGUUAUUAAAUCAAUUUUGACUGGUUUGUUAUCACGUAUAAGUUAUGCUGAGUGGGAUAUAGCUUCAUACGAACCGAACCCAUUCUUUGGACAGCAAAGUGGUGAAUCCGUUGCUAUGGUUAGGAAUGAGACGUUGUUUUUAGUGGAUGGGGGUGAAGAUUUGCAAAACGUUCCAUUUUACCCAUUAAUUCAAAAUACUCGUGAUGUCGAUGUGAUUUUCGCAUUUGACAAUUCAGCAGAUACUAAUGAAAGUUGGCCCAAUGCCACAUCAAUUAUUCUGACUUACAAAAGACAGUUUGCGGAACAAGGAAAAGGUACACCUUUCCCAUUUGUUCCUGAUGUUGAUAAAUUUCUUGACGAAGAUUUGUCUUCAAAACCAGUUUUCUUUGGAUGUAAUGCUUCUGACUUGGAUGCAUUGAUAAAAUGGCACAACAACAGCGAUAUAAACGCCACUGACGUCCCGUUGGUUGUUUACGUGUCAAACCAUCACCAAUCGUAUUAUUCAAACUUUUCCACUUUUAAGUUAUCCUAUGAAGAUGCCGAAAAAUAUGGAACCAUCAGAAAUGGGUUUGAAGUCAUGUCAAGAAACAACUUGACUGAUGAUAGCAAUUGGUUAACAUGUGUUGGAUGUGCCAUAAUACGAAGACAACAAGAGAGAUUUGGACAAGAGCAAAGUGAUGAAUGCAAAAAGUGUUUUCAAGAGUAUUGUUGGAGUGGUGGAGUUAAGGAUGCCGCUCCUGUGAGCAGCGCUAGCGGAUUAAGCGACAUCACAGGACUCAGAACAUCAUCCGUGGUGUCCACAGCAACUACUUCAGGUUCUACAUCUGGUCAAACCUCAGCUGCAUCAUCAGGUAGCGAAACCACGUCCUCUGAAAGCCCCUCCUCUUCAGAGAAGAAGAAUGAUGGAGCGAUCAAUGGAGGACAACCGUCAUUUUUUUUCUUAUUAGGUAAUUUAUUAUUAGCCGUGUUGGCUAAUUAA